Molecule: messenger RNA, 468 nt
Organism: Strongylus vulgaris
Lineage: Eukaryota; Metazoa; Nematoda; Chromadorea; Rhabditida; Strongylidae
Source: the annotation of a GenBank genome assembly
AUGAUUCAAUUUAAAGGCGCUACGCAAUCUCAGUUGGUGUUCGUAAAUGCAGCUGGUAUAAUGUUAGGCGGAUCAUCGACUGGAGGAACAAACUAUAAUUUGGAUGGUAUUGAAAAAACAGCCAACAAUAUCGCAAAAUGGAUUCGAGAAGCAGCCACCAAUCACAAGAUUCAACUUCCUCUUAAAGGAUUAGGACUGGGCUUGUCUGGGGCUGAGGGAGAACGAGAUAACGCCAAGUUUGUUGCAUAUCUCAAAACUCAUCAUGGCGAUGUGGCUCAAGAAGUAUUUCUAACAUCUGAUUCUGUCGCAACCGUUGCAUCUACUUUUGAUCGUGGAGGAAUAGUAUUGAUUGCUGGCACUGGAUCUUCAUGCCGCGUCCUCCUAGAUGAUGGUCGUGUGUUUGGUGUUGGCGGUUGGGGACAUCUAAUUGGUGAUGGUGGAAGUGCAUUUUGGAUAGCAUCCAGGUAA